GUUGUUUUACGCAGUGGGGUUUCCGCUUACAUUCUCGCUCGUCGUUAAUGUGUGAUUCCCUCCUACACACGGUCGUGCUUACGCUGAAAUACUCCUGUAUUACUACUGAUUGUAUCGUGUUUGUGCCCUGAUACCUCGCCUGGGCUUCCUUAGUUAUACGCCGCUUCCUUAUGUCGGACACGUCGAAGAUAUCGGAAGGUGACGAAGAGGGACAGCUGUGCGCGCGGUGUGCUUCCGAUCUUGCAUCGACUGACAACCAUCGCCUUUAUCAGCCAGACCAAGAUACCAAUCCCUGCACGAAAUGCUGUGAGGAAGACAAAAGUAGUGACUCAGGCGAGGAAAUUAUCCUUUGUCCUUGUACAAUGGAGACGAAAAAGCAACAGUGCUUCAAAACCUGGAAAUCUCUCUCACAAGAAAUGCCUCACGGUUACAACGGCAGAAGGCAUUCUGCCACGGGAAUAGAGCAUCUGCCCGAGGAUUUUAUCAUUCCUGGAGCAGAAAACCCGGCGAAUAGAGAAGCCAUCCACAAGUUUUUGUCACUUUGCUUGAGGCAGUUCGGGAGCUUUUCAAGUGAGGAUGCGAGAGGUAUGGCUACGAAUGUUGCUGAAGAUCGUUAUGUCCAUAGAAGUCGAAGCCCGCGUCGGCAAGGAUCUAAACCCAGGGAGUCAUCCCGAAAUCGUUACCAGUCUCCCGGUGGGAAACACGUCAUCCUUGUCCCAACUACCACAGGGAGCCUUGAGCCACAGGCGCGAAUUUGCAGAUACUGUAACCGUGAAAUGAAGCCAGGGGUUAGGGGGUUACAGCAUCAUCUUGAAGUGUGCUCGCGUUAUCCCAUUCAGUGCCCGAACAUGUGCGGAAAAAUGGACAUUCCCCGAGAACAAAUGACCAAUCACAUCAUUGAGGAUUGUCCAAAGGCGACGGAAAGCUGCACGUUCAAACAUGUGGGAUGUUCAUUCCAGGGCUCCAAGAACAACCUAGCAGACCACCUUGCUAAGAGUCUCGAGGACCAUCUCCAACUUGCCUGCCAACUUGUACAGGACCAGAAACUUGAACUGGAUAGACAACGCGAGCGAGUCCGGAAGCAGGACGAGGCGAUUUACCAACUCACAGAGACAACCGCCAAACUCAAGCAACUCCUCGAAGAGCAACUAACCACGAGGCAGUCCCAAGACCACGUGAUCCAGAAACUCAGCGAACAACUCAAGGAACAAAAAAAGCAUCAGAGCAAAUUUGAGAAGGAGAUCAAAGCUAAGCUUUCAGACUUGGAGAAGAAGGAGAGUUCAAAAGAAUGCAGUUUGUUUAGCAACCCCGUGGGGAGUGGAUAUGGGGAAUUGAUUUGGAGGGUGUCGAAUUUUAAUAAGAAGGUUGCGAGGAUAAGGACGGGUCGAGGUGAUGACCCCGUGUGUAGCGAGCCGUUUUACACGUCAGCGUUCGGAUACAAGAUUUCUUGCUGGGCGUACCUCAACGGUCGAGGCCGGGAAGAAGGACGGAGUGUUUCGGUCUACGCGUGCGUAAUGUAUGGGGAAUAUGACGCUGUGCUCAAAUGGCCUAUCAGACCGCGGUAUACAUUCGCGUUGAUGGACCAGAACCCGGAUGUAGAGGAUCGGAGGGAAAUCGUGCGCGUACGGAAAGUGAACGAUUUCAAACGAGACGACGUGCGCCGAAAGGGUAUCGAUCGGCCGAAGCGUGACGAGAGGGCUAUCAUAGUCGGUUUUGAUGAUUUUGUCGGACAUGACGAGCUGGAGACUGGGACCUACUUGGCUGACGACAGCUUCUUUAUCAGAGUUCUAGUCGAUAUCACAGAAAACUAGACAAACGCGUCGCUUUUUCACCUUCUGUCGAGUAAUGAGUGAGUGGUAUUAGAACAGAAAAGAAAAGGUAUGAGAACAAAUGAUCGUAUGGAAUGUUGUCUGGUGUUGGUACAUAGUACGCUGGCCACUUAUUGUAUCACACAGAGAAAAAUAAAAACAAAUGAUCUUACGAA
This is a messenger RNA of Nematostella vectensis (starlet sea anemone), 1984 nucleotides long. RefSeq names its product TNF receptor-associated factor 5. Gene Ontology annotation, molecular function: protein binding; zinc ion binding. The transcript is spliced from 7 exons. Gene Ontology annotation, cellular component: plasma membrane signaling receptor complex. The record is from RefSeq and is a predicted model, not a curated record. Gene Ontology annotation, biological process: tumor necrosis factor-mediated signaling pathway; positive regulation of JNK cascade; regulation of canonical NF-kappaB signal transduction. The coding region runs from base 171 to 1811 and encodes 546 amino acids. NCBI's taxonomy places the organism in Eukaryota, Metazoa, Cnidaria, Anthozoa, Actiniaria, Edwardsiidae.